UUUGGAUAGAAGCGCCACUUCUUCUUGUUUAUUCUUGAUUUGCAUUGUUUGAAACAUACUCAUAGAACGUGUAGACGUUAAGUCCAUGGUGGUACAGCAUACGCUUAUAAGAAUGACCACCUCAAUGCGAGUUUCCUGUAUAGGAUAUACUCCUGUGUAAACUAGGCGAGUUGGGGUGUCAACAUGUCAUGGCGGGGCUCAGGAAACCACCUGGACUCAAAUGUCCCUGAUUACCAGAAGAUGUUACAGGGGCGCUCCACCUCCUCAGGAUGGAGCAGUACCCAGCCAUCAUUUUCCUCAUACUCGAGCAGAUUUCCUGGGGCCUCAUCGGGCAGCUUCCUGAACUCUCGAAACAACCCCGGCUACUCACACACGAGCCAACAGGCUGGAUACUCGAGCACCUACCAGCCUGGCAAGUAUGGGGUGCCCGUCGAUCCAUCGUUCAACACCACUGCAACUUCAGCAGCUAAUUAUAGAACGCUCACUACUGAUGAGAGCUCAGCGAGACAAAAUAAUGGGUAUGAUGAUAAGACAUAUGGCUAUGUAGGUCGCGAGUUUGACCUUGAGCCUUAUAGGAGUGCUUCCCACAGAGUUACGGAUUACGCGAGUGAUAGUGGUUACGGGUUGAGUGCUGGUCAGGGUCAUGCCAGACAAACAGACUAUUCUAGUGAUUCGGGUAGAGGGCAUUUAAGUCGACCAUCUACGACAGAAUAUUCUAGUGAUGGCGGGAUGAAAUAUAGACAUCGACGGCAAAAGUCUGGUGAAUUUGAUCUGGAAAUCCCUAGUCUUGAUUCUUCUCACAGUCCGACACGAUCUCAGAACGAUGACCUUUUCACUUCACCUGCAAAAAGUCAUGUAACUGUAUCAGAAUUUGAGAGAUUCACUAAAAAUCAGGGUAACUAUGACAGCGAUGGCCACUCUGAGCACUACAAUCAUAUAAAACACUUGUCCCGAAGUGAGCCAAAUUUAGACAAUCAUACUAACCAUAAAAAUCAUUCAUCCAGAAAUUCAAGAACUAAUCAAAAUGGAGAUGGAAGAGUAUCUCAUCAUGACUCUGACCAUGACCUUCAUAACAGUAGCAAUGAGAAACCUCAGGACGAAAAUGAUGACGAUUUUAGGGCGAACUUUGCAUCGCCGCCAUUGUUUCAAGGAAACAUGGCAGACAUUACCAUGGCCAACCCCAAAAAGCACCAAGGAGGUAGGGGUCGUGCCAGUGACCUCACAAAGUGGCAGCAAGGUCAAAGGUCAUCGAGGAGUCCAACACGGGAAGAACACGACAACCAUGAUAGGCUGACCUUGAAACCUCCACAUGGUAAAGGACACCAUAGGGAGCAGAAGACGUUAAGAGAUUAUGACUACGACCCUCGUACACAGGCUGACCUCUUGCACCAGCAAGAUGUUGAGGAGCGAUUGCGUGCGCGCGUGGAGCAGCUUGAGGGCGUGGUGAAGGAGUAUAAGCGUGGCCAUAGGGGCUGGGCAGAUGAUCCAGGGGUAGGAGGCUCAUUCUCACAAAUGCAGGAGUUGGAGUAUAGGAAUGCUGAGUUGCGCACAGAGCUUGCCAGGGUUAAGCUUCAGAAAGAUACAGAGGUGGAGGACCUAGAAAUCAAACUGGGGGGUGUUGAGAAUGAAGUAGUUGAGUUGAAGGAAGCUCUGAGGAAGACCCAGCCAGACACUGCCAACAUAAAGCACAGGCUGUGUGAGCGAGAGGAUGAAAUUGUCGAGUGGAAGAUGAAGCAUGGCCAGCUUGCAGAGAAGUACGCUCGCCUCAAGGAGAAGGUGGACGGCAUGGAGCGUUACCUCGCCGACCUGCCCACGCUCGAAGAGUUUACCAAGAAUGCAGAGGAUCUAGCUGUGUGUAGCGAGGAACUUGAGGUUAAGCGAGGACAGGUGGAGGACCUUGAACAGCGACUAGAGGAGACCUCACAGACGCUCACUGACAAGGAGGCUACUAUACAUGACCUAGAGAACAAGCAGAAGCACCUGGCAGGCAAAAUGCGUGAAGUGAGCGCUGAAAUCUAUCGCAUGAAGACCCACGGGGAGGGGAAGGCGCUUGCUCUGUGUCAGGAGGAGCUUGCAGAGACACGAGAGGUCAAGGACAAGGUCACACAAGACCUUGAGAAGGCAAAAAAGUUGUUGGAGGCUAACCACCGACGGGUCCGUCAGGUAGAGGGUCGUCAUGUGACGGAGGUGCGGGGCCUUCAAGAGCGACUGUCGCAGGAGGAGGAGGCAGUGACGGCACUAAGAGAGGAGGCUCGUCUAAAGGAGGAGCAGGUCUCUAAGCUAAAGAAGUCACUUAAGGAGUUUGGAAAGAAGAACCAGGAUUUGAUGGAGGAGACAAUGAUGAUGAAGGAACAGCUCCAGCAGCUACAGUCAACAUCACUUGACGAUGCCCAGCGCCUGCAGCGUCGGUUUGUGCGUGAGAUGAGUGCGUGUUUUACGGACCUGCAGUCCCUGGUACAGAUACUGGUCCAACAGGCAGAGGGCAAGGAUCCCAACGUCUCCCUUCUGCUGGGAACCAGAGCUUCAGUUGAUGAGGAUGCUUGUUUGUCAAUGAGUGAUGAACAGUCAUUGAAGCACUGGUUCGGUCGUCUACGAGAGCUGAGGUCCGAGGUGGAACAGGUUCGCAGCACGCUUUGUGACAAGCUUGCCAAGGACAUGGGGGACAACCUCAACUGUGCACAACAGUAGCCAGGGAAGGUCUCUGAUCUAUAGGAGACAACAAAUGUGGACAUAGAAGAUCGUCUAGAUUUGGUUCAGUAGAAGAAAAGACAAAUAGUUGUUGAAUGGACACAAUCCCAUGGAUUUGUGAAUUCUCUCUAUGUCCAGUACCAUUAUAAAUCCAUGAUCUGUGGAUGAUAUGAUAGUUGUUGAAUGGACACAAUCCUAUGGAUAUGUGAAUUCACUGACCAGUUCAAGUACCAGUAAAGAUUCAUGAACACUGGAUGAGUCAAUGCAAGGGAUAUCCUGCAUUGUUUGCCCAGAAAGCUAUUUAGUGUAGUAUUCUUUGUAAAGUUUAUUGGUACUAGAAUGGUGACUCAAUGAUUGAUAGGGCAGAUUCUGUGUAUGUGUCUUUAUAAAGCAAGACUUUGUGAACCUGAAGGCUGAUUUCCACAUAUUUGGGUGUUUUUCAUUCAUCUUAUUUUUUGCUUAUGAUUGUUUAUGUAAUAUCCAGCAUUCUUUGAAAUUGAAGUGGCCUAUUACAUGUAAAUGUUUGGAAUCUCAUGUUGACACAUGGUAUACACUUUUACCAGUGAUGUACAUUUACUAAGUAACUGAUCUAUUACUGCAUGUUGCUCAUUUGUUCACAAAUUGAUAUUUAUCCUACAUGUUUACCUGGUAUGUUGAACCCACCUUGUUACUUUAUGUGCCAAAGAAUGUAUUGUUAUGCAUACAAUCUUUAAACAUGUUUUAGGGAUAUAAAUAGCCAAAGUUGAACUCUGCCAUGUAAAUAUACAAGUUAUAUAUAUUUGUUAUCAACGGGUAGCUAGGCUUGUUUGAUUGGAUAAUGUAUAUUUUCUGUAAAUAAUACAAUGCAUUUGUACACUAUAGAUUAUUGUAGUAUGCCGUUUUAGAGCAUUUGAAUUUAUUAGAACUUUUUUGUUAAUGUAAAGUUUUGUACUUUUUGUAAUUUUUUGUAACUUACUGCAUUUGUUGUAAGCAGAUUUUGUAUUACAUGUAGAGAUUAGCCACAGACCUGUUCCAUGUCAGUCAUGAUAUUCAAACAUUGACAUUUCAUCAUUAUUUUAGAUAACAUUACCCUUCAUUGACUGACAUAUUUAUCGAGUCAUUCCAUCAUAAUUUUGUUUUGGAUGAAGUUCUGUUAAGAUAAUAGCAGUGACCGAAAUGAGCACAAGCCUGAAUCAACCCCGGGAUUGUAAAACCUUUUGGGUGUUGUUAUAUGCUCAUUCAUUCAGGUUAUAAUUUUAGAAAUAAAUGAACAUCUAGUUUUCCGGCUUGUUCAGGCAUCGAAACAAAGAAUGUGUUGAACAACCUCAAUUACUAUAUGUUCAUAUAAUAAUGAGAUUAUACCACCCACCGGAAUCUAUAAAUUCAAAACAAACCAAAAUUCUUUUACAACCCCAGACUAGCUUUGGGCUUGCAGACUUGUGGUAAUUUCUUUCACUGCCACUGCUUGUUCAAGAAAAUAUCAAUUUUUAGCUCGACUAUUCGAAGAAUAAGGAGAGCUAUACUACUCACCCAAGCGCCUGCGUCAGCGUCACCCCUUGGUUAAGGUUUUGCGUGCAAGCACACAUAGGUUAAUAUCUCAGCAACUACUUGAGGUAUUGCAUUGAGACUUUAUACAAUGGUAUUCAACCACCCAACUUAAUUGAAUAACCAAGUUAGAUAACUGUAUUUUGCAAAAAAUGGCCCUUUGUUAUUAGACUUAGAAAUUCUCGUUUUAGUUUUAACAGUGAUCCAUGCAUGUUUCGCCAAAACUUUUCAAUCCUUACACUGAAAAGCGGCGGAAUAGUCGAGCGCGCUGUCUCUGUGACAGCUCUUGUUAUAACUGUAAUAGCUAAACAUAUAUUUUAUGAGCCUCAAGAGGUAUAUAUAAUCAAACCUAAUAGGAAACUGAAUUUGCAUAUAGCCCAUGUGUUGAGAUAUCUUUGAAGAAUAUAUGGAGCCUAUUACAUUUUUAGCACAGGUAAUUUAAGGUGAUCUGAACUUACAAUAAUAUCGUUUAUUUUUUAAUAUCAAAUAUAUAUCCUUAGAUAUUGUUUCUGUAAUAUGUUACACUAUUCCUACCAAUGGCUUUACUAACAGAAAAACAUGCUAUGAGCCAUGUCAUCACAAUGUCAUUCCCCUAGUGCCAUACCAGACCAGUAUUUCGUUGUUGGCAAUAACCAUUGAAUGUACAAGGUGUAUCUGCCCAUCAAACUUUAACAGGCAUUUUUAAUGCAUAAUGAAUGAUUACAAAAAUAACCAUCAUCCUUAUACAAAAAUAUGAAGAACAGUAACUUCAUAUCAUAAAGCUGACAUUUUACUAUAUUGCAAAGUGUUUACCUGUAAUAAAACAGAAGAAAUUGAACAUCAACAUAAAAUUAAAUGGAAGUACAUGUAUUAAUAAUCCUUUUUUACACUUUUCUAAAUUUGAUUUCCUCUUGAUUUUAACUUAUUAUCUUUGUUGGAUAGAAACAGUUGUACUGGUAAUCUUUACCAUUUCCUUGAUAUUCAAACAAUUAUUCUACAAAUUUGUUGAUACCGGUAAGUGUUGAUAUAUUUUGUUGAUAAGUGCUAAUGUGAAUUUCUUUGGCCUAACUAUAUUUUCUAUUUGACUGAUAUUAUACAAUAUUUCGCGAAGUAUGUUUAUUGAUGAACAUUGUUUCUCACGGCCUAUACAGUUAUGUCUCACUUUAUAUGCAGCUGAAAGAUUGUGUGUGUUUGUACAUAAUAUUCAUCUGUGAUAGCAAAGAUCUCCUGUAGUUUAGUACUUUAUUUAUUUUUCAUGUAUAUUGGUUUUUGUGAGUUCAGAGAAAAUAAACUGUAAAUUUUUCAA
Messenger RNA from Mya arenaria, 5497 nucleotides. RefSeq names its product centrosomal protein of 85 kDa-like. Lineage: Eukaryota; Metazoa; Mollusca; Bivalvia; Myida; Myidae. Bases 184 to 2688 code for a protein of 834 amino acids. Gene Ontology annotation, cellular component: centrosome. The record is from RefSeq and is a predicted model, not a curated record. The transcript is spliced from 15 exons.